UCCUUCGAUCUCGGUUACCUUGGCGAUCUCUACCAGACGGUUAGAGUUGCCAAGAGGCGCCUGCUGCCGCUUCCUUUCUCCCGCCCUCCCUUUGGUUUAGCUCCGCCCCCUGCUCCCACAGGUUAAAAGCAGACGCCGACGCGGUUGCCUAGUGACACUUUUCCCAAGAUGCCUAGGGUAUUGUUGUGUUCUUCUUAGCCAAUCAGAGAGGCGAAGCGGGCCCACCGCCUGCCAAUAGACUGCGAGAUCAGGGCCCGCGACAGUUAAACGGGGCCGAAGGGUGACGGGUUAGCGCUGCUCGGGGGCUUCUCCGUGCUGUUCCCUGAAGCUCCCGGUCCCGAUCCCUGGAGCUCCGCACUUGGGGGCGCAACCUGCGUGAGGCAGCGCGACUCUGGCGACUGGCCGGCCAUGCCGUCCCGGGCUGAGGACUAUGAAGUGUUAUACACCAUUGGCACAGGCUCCUAUGGCCGCUGCCAGAAGAUUCGGAGGAAGAGUGACGGCAAGAUAUUAGUUUGGAAAGAACUUGACUAUGGCUCCAUGACAGAAACUGAGAAACAGAUGCUUGUUUCUGAAGUGAAUUUGCUUCGUGAACUGAAACAUCCAAACAUCGUUCGUUACUAUGAUCGAAUUAUUGACCGGACCAACACAACACUGUACAUUGUAAUGGAAUAUUGUGAAGGAGGGGAUCUGGCUAGUGUAAUUACAAAAGGAACCAAGGAAAGGCAAUAUUUAGAUGAAGAGUUUGUUCUUCGAGUGAUGACUCAGUUGACUCUGGCCCUGAAGGAGUGCCACAGACGAAGUGAUGGUGGUCAUACUGUAUUGCAUCGGGAUCUGAAACCAGCCAAUGUUUUCCUGGAUGGCAAGCAAAACGUCAAGCUUGGAGACUUUGGGCUAGCUAGAAUAUUAAACCACGACACGAGUUUUGCAAAAACAUUUGUUGGCACACCUUAUUACAUGUCUCCUGAACAAAUGAAUCGCAUGUCCUACAAUGAGAAAUCAGAUAUCUGGUCACUGGGCUGUUUGCUGUAUGAAUUAUGUGCAUUAAUGCCUCCAUUUACAGCUUUUAGCCAGAAAGAACUCGCUGGGAAAAUCAGAGAAGGCAAAUUCAGGCGAAUUCCAUACCGUUACUCUGAUGAAUUGAAUGGAAUUAUUACGAGGAUGUUAAACUUAAAGGAUUACCAUCGACCUUCUGUUGAAGAAAUUCUCGAGAACCCUUUAAUAGCAGAUUUGGUUGCAGAAGAGCAAAGAAGAAAUCUUGAGAGAAGAGGGCGACAAUUAGGAGAGCCAGAAAAAUUGCAGGAUUCCAGCCCUGUAUUAAGUGAGCUGAAACUAAAGGAAAUUCAGUUACAGGAGCGAGAGCGAGCUCUCAAAGCAAGAGAAGAAAGAUUGGAGCAGAAAGAACAGGAGCUUUGUGUUCGUGAAAGACUAGCAGAGGACAAACUGGCUAGAGCAGAAAAUCUGUUGAAGAAUUACAGCUUGCUAAAGGAACAGAAGUUCCUGUCUCUGGCAAGUAGUCCAGAACUUCUUAAUCUUCCAUCCUCAGUAAUUAAGAAGAAAGUUCAUUUCAGUGGGGAAAGUAAAGAGAACGUCAUGAGGAGUGAGAAUUCUGAGAGUCAGCUCACGUCUAAGUCCAAGUGCAAGGAUCUGAAGAAAAGGCUUCAUGCUGCCCAGCUGCGGGCUCAAGCCCUGUCAGAUAUUGAAAAAAAUUACCAGCUAAAAAGCAGACAGAUUCUGGGUAUGCGCUAGCCAGGUAGAGAGACACAGAGCUGUGUACAGGAUGUAAUAUUACCAACCUUUAAAGACUGAUAUUCAACUGCUGUAGUGUUAUAUACUUGGUUCCGUGAGCCACGCCUUUUUGUAUAGUACACGUGAUAUUUCGGAAUUGGUUUUGCUGUUCUUCAGCAACUAUUGUACAAAAUGUUCACAUUUAAUUUUUCUUUCUUCUUUUAAGAACACAUUAUAAAAAAAAUACUUUCUUGCUUGGGCUUUUUUAAUCCUGUGUGUGAUGACUAGUAGGAACAUGAGAUGUGACAUUCUAAAUCUUGGGAGAAAAAAAUAAUGUUAGGAAAAAAAUAUUUACGCAGGAGUAGCAGUCACUGAAUAGUUUUAAACGACUGAGUGGUGUGCUUGCAAUUGUUAUAUAUAGAUUUAAAUUUUAAGUCUGAGAUUUUAAAUGUUUUUGAGCUUAGAAAACCUAUUUGGAUGCACUUUGGUCAUUAAUACCAUGACAUCUUGCUUAUAAAUAUUCCAUUGCUCUGUAGUUCAAAUCUAUUAGCUUUGUGAAAAUUCAUCACUGUGAUGUCUGUAUUCUUUUUUUUUCUGUUUAACAGAAUAUGAGCUGUCUGUCAUUUACCUACUUCUUUCCCACUAAAUAAAAGAAUUCUUUGGUUUCCCUGUA
Chlorocebus sabaeus (green monkey) is the source of this 2398-nucleotide messenger RNA. It is a transcript of the gene NEK2, whose product is annotated as NIMA related kinase 2. The record is from RefSeq and is a predicted model, not a curated record. Gene Ontology annotation, molecular function: protein kinase activity; ATP binding. Lineage: Eukaryota; Metazoa; Chordata; Mammalia; Primates; Cercopithecidae. Gene Ontology annotation, biological process: protein phosphorylation.